Molecule: messenger RNA, 1747 nt
Organism: Manis pentadactyla (Chinese pangolin)
Lineage: Eukaryota; Metazoa; Chordata; Mammalia; Pholidota; Manidae
Gene: SLC51A
Product: solute carrier family 51 subunit alpha
Exons: 9
Coding region: 191-1213 (340 amino acids)
Biological process (GO): bile acid and bile salt transport
Cellular component (GO): endoplasmic reticulum membrane; plasma membrane
Molecular function (GO): transporter activity
Source: RefSeq, a predicted model, not a curated record
UGUGGGGUAGGGUAUAGGAACCUGUGGGUGCGGGAGUCCAGAGGAGAGAGACGCAGAGGGGAAGACAAAGCCACUCUGCGUACGCUGGCCUGCGUCCCCUAGGAAGGCUAGCAGGAAGCAGGGCCGGCGGGAGCUGCCACCUGCCUGCUCCUCAGUGCCUGCUGGCAAGGCCAGAGAGGAAGAGAAGACGAUGGAGCCAGAUAGGACUCAGAUAAAGCUCGACCCCAGGUACACAGCAGAUCUUCUGGAGUUACUAAAAACCAAUUACAACAUCCCCUCUGCCUGCUUCUCUCAUGCCCCCACUGCAGCUCAGCUUCUGAGAGCCCUGGGCCCUGCAGAAGUCGCUCUCACGGUCCUCAUGAGUUUGCUCGCAUUGGGCUCAGUCGCCAUCUUCCUGGAGGAUGCCGUCUACCUGUACAAGAACACCCGCUGCCCCAUCAAGAGGAAGACUCUGCUCUGGAGCAGCUCUGCACCCACGGUAGUGUCCGUGUUCUGCUGCUUUGGUCUCUGGAUCCCGCGUUCCCUCCUGCUGGUGGAGAUGGCCAUAACCUCGUUUUACGCGGCCUGCUUCUGCCUGCUGAUGCAGGUCAUGGUGAAGGGCUUCGGGGGGCCGGAGGCCGUGCUGAGGGUGCUGGGGGGGGUGGCGCUGCCCACGGGCACAGGCCCCUGCUGCUGCUGCUGCCCCUGCUGCCCCCCACUCAGGCUUUCCAGGAAGAAGCUUCAGCUGCUGAUGUUGGGCCCAUUCCAGUUUGCCUUCUUUAAGAUAACCCUGAGCCUGGCGGGCCUGUUUCUCAUCCCUGACGGCAUCUAUGACCCGGCAGACAUCUCUGAGGAGAGCACAGCUCUGUGGAUCAACACGCUCCUCGGGGUGUCCACCCUGCUGGCCCUCUGGGCUCUGGCCAUCGUCUUCCGUCAAGCCAAGCAGCACCUGGGCGAACAGAACAUAGGAGCCAAAUUUGCUCUGUUCCAGGUGCUUCUCAUCCUGACUGCCCUGCAGCCAUCCAUCUUUUCAGUCUUGGCCAACGGCGGGCAGAUUGCUUGUUCGCCUCCCUUUUCCUCUAAAGUCAGGUCUCAAGUGAUGAAUUGUCACCUUCUCAUACUGGAGACUUUUCUCCUAACUGUGCUGACACGAAUGUACUACCGAAAGAAAGACGACAAGGCUGGGUAUGAACCUUUUUCUUCUCCAGACCUGGAUCUGAGCCUCAAAACCUGAGCUGGAUGGGUUGGACAAUGAAUGAGAGACACUGCAUUCAUUAGAUGGGCACACGAUUCCCUCACUGUCACUCAACCUUGACCUAGUAGAAACGGAGUCCAUUGUCAGCACAAGCUGGCAGAUUACAUUUGACUAUAAAGAUGAAGGUGAAUCAUGCAGUAGGAUGAAAUUGUUUUGGACCUUGCCUGGGUAAGGUAUUUUAGGUUUUAUAAUAAACAAACAGGAUAAAGUCUGAAAUUCUGACUGGGCACAUUGCCUCUGUGAGGGCCACCAUUAGCUCUUAAAGUUGUAUAUUGAAAGCUCACACUGGGCUUUCCCAAAGUAAAUGAAGAGUACACGGUAGUUUGUCUGCUAUAAAAAUGGGCAGAACUCAAGCCAGGUAAAAUAGUCUGAGCCCAAAGUCUCAAAGAACAGAUGGAAGAUGUUUCCUUACAGAUGAUGUGUCAUUAGGGCACUGAGGGCAUCAGACCUGGGAUCUGGACCAGCUUCACUUUGUGGGACAACGGUUUUCUGAGUUCUCUGUGCCAAGCUGCA